UUUUAUUUUGGGAUUUCUCGCACUUUCUAGAUGUUUCUCUCAUAGUUUCACGUUUCUUUCAUUGCUUUCAUUAUAGCAAAGCAUGCAAAGUGAUGAUUUGUUAAUUUUACAAAACUAUAAAAGUUAAUUGUUUACAAACAAAAUUGUGUUAUGCGCGAAUAGUUUGUUUUGUUAAAAAAAAAAUUUGAUUUCAAGUUAUAUAUUUACAAAUUGAAAAAUAUGUUAUAAAGAAAAAAUUCUACAUUGUCACAAAAUAAGAGAAGAUAUUUAAAACAUUAUAGAAUACUACGAAAAUAUUCUAAAAAUAGAAAUGAGUGCUGACGACAUGGAAAAAAUGAUUUGUGAUGACGAAAUUAAGAAAAAGAAAAAAAAAUACUUGAUGAAAUUUGAUAAUCUUUGUUUAUCAAAAGGAAAAUUGGAUCUUUGUUUUAUGUUUCUUUUAAUAUUAUCGGUUAUUAUCAUUAUUAUGUAUCUUUUCAUCAUUCCUUUUCUAUCAUUUAAAGCGACUGAAAAAAAAUUGCCAAUUAUUGAAAAUUCCCUCAAUAAUCAUAGUGAAUUAUUUUUUAACUCCGCAAAUGAUGUUGAUAAUUAUUUCAAUUUAAUUUAUAAAAAAAUAACUCACGAAACUGAUGAGAAAAUAAAUAUUCUUGAAAAAGAAUUUCACAAAAUAAAUGAUAAAUUAAAUGACAAUGAUUUGAAAUUAAAAGAAACACAUAGAAAAUUAAAUGAUGCAACUUGUUCAUUAAUACCUGAGGAUAAAAGAUUUGAUUGUCAUCCAGAAGCUGGGGCAACAGAAAUUUCAUGUACACAACGAAAUUGUUGUUGGAAACCAGUGCAUAAAACAAAACAAAAUUUCAUUGAUAUACCCUAUUGUUUUUACGGUAUUAAUUGGCAAAUAUAUAAAUAUGAAAAUAUAACAAUACACAAGAAUGAAAACGAUAUUUCCGGUUUUUUAAAAUCAACAUCAAAAUCAUCGUAUAAAAAUGAUUUAUCAUUGAUAAAAAUUGAAUCGACAAGUGUUGAUGAGUCAAUUUUACGUGUUAAACUUUAUGAUCCUUUGAAAAAAAGAUACGAACCACCAUGGCCAAUAAGAAAUGAAACAAAUUCAUUUUUGGGAACAACAAUGUAUAAUAUAAAAAUUGAUAAAACAAGUCCAGGUUUUUCUGUUCAUCGAAAUUUAAAUGGUGAGACUUUAUUUAAUUCAAAUGGAAUUGGUGGUUUUAUAUUUGCAAAUCAAUUUUUACAAAUGAGCUCAUUAUUGCCGUCAUCGAAUAUUUAUGGACUUGGUGAACAUAGAAGAAAUUUAAAAUUAUCGACAAAUUGGGAAUUAUUAACGCUAUUUAAUUCAGAUCGACCGCCAACAGAAAAUGCAAAUCUCUAUGGAUCGCAUCCAUUUUAUAUGAUUAUUGAAAAAUCAGGUGAUUGUCAUGGUGUUUUAUUUUUAAAUAGUAAUGCAAUGGAUAUUAUUUUACAACCAGCGCCAGCAAUAACAUUUCGUACAAUUGGUGGUAUUUUUGAUAUUUAUUUUUUUAUGGGACCAACGCCUAACGAUGUUUUACAACAAUAUGCAAUGAUUGUGGGAAAACCUUUUUUUCCACCCUAUUGGUCAUUGGGUUUUCAUUUAUGCCGUUUUGGCUAUGGUUCAUUGGAAAAAACAAAAGAAACAUGGAAUAGAACAAGAGUGGCGGGAAUUCCAUUUGAUACACAGUGGAAUGAUUUGGAUUAUAUGGAUAGACAUAAUGAUUUUACAUAUGAUAAAAUAAAAUUUAAAGAACUUCCUGAAUUUAUUAAAAAUCUUCAUAAUGAAGGAAUGCAUUAUAUUCCAUUGAUUGAUGCUGGAAUUUCAGGAACGGAAAUUAAUGGUUCCUAUAUACCUUACGAUGAAGGUGUACGUGAAGGAAUAUUUGUCAAAGACAAUAAUGGUUCACCAUUUCAGGGAAAAGUUUGGAAUUUCAAUUCUACUGUUUGGCCAGAUUUUACAAAUCCUAAAACACAAGAUUAUUAUUUGAAAAUGAUGAAGGAAACUCAUGAUAAUUUUCAAUUUGACGGCGCAUGGAUUGACAUGAACGAACCAUCUAAUUUUUACAAUGGUCUUUCAAAUGGUUGUCCUAUCAACAAUUUAGACAAUCCUGAAUAUGUACCUCAGGUGAAUGGAGGUAUUCUUGCUACAAAAACGUUGUGUAUGAAUUCACAACAUUAUUUAGGAUCUCAUUAUGAUCUACACAAUACAUAUGGUAUCAGUCAAGCUAUUUCAACAAAUAAUGCGUUGAAACAAAUAAGGAAUAAGAGACCUUUUAUUAUUUCUCGUUCAACAUGGGUUGGUCAUGGAUUUUACGCUGGUCAUUGGACCGGAGAUAUUUAUUCAUCCUGGUACGACUUGAAAAUGAGUAUUCCAGAAAUUCUACAAUUCAGUUUCUUUCAAAUUCCAAUGGUUGGCGCAGAUAUUUGUGGUUUCAAUGGAAAUACAACAGUUUCUCUUUGCAAUCGUUGGAUGCAAGUUGGUGCUUUUUAUCCUUUCUCACGAAAUCACAAUUCUGAUGACACUAUCGAGCAAGAUCCUGCUGUGAUGGGAGAAUUGGUAAUCAGAUCAUCAAAAAAAGCUCUCACAAUUCGAUAUGAACUUUUGCCAUAUUUAUAUACUCUCUUUUCGGCUGCUCAUCGUUUUGGCGUAACUGUUGCGCGUCCUUUGUUCUUCGAGUUCACCAAUGAUCCCGCUACAUACAAUAUCGAUACACAAUUUCUUUGGGGAAGCUCUUUAAUGAUUGUUCCUGUACUAGACGAGAUUUCUGAUAAAAAUGAAAAGGUCGAUGCUUACAUUCCUGCAGGAAAAUGGUAUAAUUUCUAUACAAAUGAAUCGAUAUUAUCAACUGGUGAAAACGUAACUCUAAACGCUCCGUUGGAUACAAUUCCUUUAUUAGUACGUGGUGGAUCAAUUUUGCCUAUGCAACAAAGUUCUCGUACAACUACGGAAAGUCGAAAAAAUAAAUUUGCCUUAUUAAUUGCACUGGAUAAUCAACAAUAUGCCACUGGAGAAUUAUAUUGGGAUGAUGGAGAAAGUUUAGAUUCCAUUGAAAAGGAUGAAUAUCAUUGGUUAAAUUUCACAGUGUCUAAUAAUACAUUGAGAGUUCAUUCUAUUAUGGGUUCUUUCUCUGAAAAAAUUAUAUUAGGAAGAAUAAAAGUUAUGGGAUUGGAUCUAGAAAAAGUAAGCCGUGUAAUCGUUAACGAUAAGGACAUUGACACUGAUCAAUUCUACUACAAUAAAAAUCCAUCUUAUCUAUUUGUGCAAAAUUUAAAUCUAGAAAUGAAAGAUAUGUUGACUUUAUCUUGGACGGAAAAAGAGAAAGAAAUAACCAAAGUUAUGAUAGAAAGAUAUCGAGGUCCAGUCGUUCAUUCUGCAGCAGUUACUUUUACGAGUUACAAUAUAUUUUUAAUUUCUAUUAUCUCAAUCUUGUUGAUUAAUCGUUUAAUGUUUCAAAAAAUGAUUAAACACAAAUGGAUAAAAAUACUCGUGACACUAAUAUUAAUAGUCGAAUAUAGUGAACAGACUCUAAUUAAAAAAAACUAUGAAAUUAAUGAUGAAAAUAAAAAUAUUGAAGAUUCAACAUGUUCUCUUAUUAUGGAUAAUGAACGAUUUGAUUGUCAUCCCGAAGAUGGUGCUUCAGAACUUGCUUGUGGAUCGAGAAAUUGUUGUUGGAAAUUUUCUGAUAAUAUAAAAAUUCCAUCUUGUUAUUAUAGAAAAAAUUGGAAAAUUUAUAAUUACGGUGAUAUAAACACUCAACGAGAGAAUAAAAAUAAUAUUUUGGCUUUUUUAAAAUUACAUGAACGUUCAACGUAUAAAAAUGAUUUGCCACUAGUUGCAAUUGAAAGUACCAGCAUCGAUGCUUAUACUUUACGAGUUAAGUUAUUCGAUCCUUCGCAAAAAAGAUACGAGCCACCAUGGCCAAUUAAAUCGAAAUUGGAACCAUUUGACGGAAGUACGUCAUACAAAUUAAAAAUUAAUGAAUCUGCUCCUGGUUUUUCUGUUCAUAGAAAAUCAAAUAACAUUACAUUAUUUGAUUCAAAUGGAAUUGGUGGCUUUAUAUUUGCGAAUCAAUUUUUACAAAUGAGCUCACUAUUACCUUCUCAUAAUAUUUAUGGCUUGGGACAGCACAGGACACAUUUGAAAUUAUCAACAAAUUGGCAGCUAUUGACAUUUUUUAGCGCUGAUCAGCCAGUUACAGAAAAUGCAAAUCUUUAUGGAUCGCAACCAUUUUAUUUUGUAAUAGAGAAAUCUGGUGAUUGUCAUGGUGUUCUUUUUCUUAAUAGCAAUGCAAUGGAUAUUAUUUUACAACCAACUCCGGCAAUAACAUUUAGAACAAUUGGUGGAAUUUUUGAUAUUUAUUUUUUUAUGGGACCAACACCUGAGGAUGUAUUAAAGCAAUAUGCAAAUUUUAUUGGAAAUCCCUUUCUUCCACCAUAUUGGUCAUUAGGUUUUCAUCUAAGUCGACUUGGAUAUCAUACAUUAGAAGGAACAAAAAAAGUGUGGAAUAGAACAAAAAUGGCCAAAAUUCCUUUUGAUACACAAUGGAAUGAUUUAGAUUAUAUGGAGAGACGAAAUGAUUUUACUUACGAUAGAAAAAGAUUUAAAGGUCUUCCUGAAUUUAUAAAGGAACUUCACGAUGGAGGUAUGCACUAUAUUCCUCUAAUUGAUGCUGGAAUUUCUGGAACCGAAAAAAAGGGUUCCUAUCCACCGUUGGAUGAAGGACUUCGUCGUGGUAUUUUUAUCAAAGAAAAUGGCACUAAUUUGCCAUUUUAUGGAAAAGUAUGGAAUCCCAUUACGACAGUGUGGCCCGAUUUUACAAAUCCUAAAACUAAAGAAUAUUAUAAAGAAAUGAUGCAAAGAGCGCAUAAAAAUUUUCAAUUUGAUGGCGCAUGGAUUGAUAUGAAUGAGCCUUCGAGUUUUAUAAAUGGACAUUUCGAUGGAUGUCCCCAAAAUGAUUUAGAUAAUCCACAAUUUGUGCCUCAUGUCGCUGGUAGACAAUUGUCAAGAAAAACAUUGUGCAUGAAUGCAAAUCAAUUUUUGGGUUAUCAUUACGAUCUUCAUAAUACUUAUGGCAUUGGUCAAGCUGCAGCAACAAAUUACGCACUGAGUAAAAUAAGAAAAAAGAGACCUUUCAUUAUAACAAGAUCAACUUGGAUUGGUAUUGGAUUUUAUGCUGGAGCCUGGACAGGAGAUGCUUAUUCAUCAUGGCACAGUCUACGAAUGAGUAUACCGGAAAUUUUAUCUUAUACAUUUUACCAAAUUCCAAUGGUGGGUGUUGAUAUUUGUGGUUUCGAUGGUGAUACCACUGAGGCUUUAUGUAACCGAUGGGUUCAAGUCGGUGCCUUUUAUCCAUUUGCUCGAAAUCACAAUUCUGAUGAUACAAUAGAACAAGAUCCUGUUUCGAUGGGAGAAUUAGUGGUGAAUUCAACUAGAAAGUCAUUAAUGACACGAUAUGAAUUAUUGCCAUAUUUGUAUACUCUAUUCUUUCGCGCUCAUAAAUUUGGCGAAACAGUAGCACGACCUUUAUUUUUUGAAUUUAUCAAUGAUUCUCGUACUUAUAAUAUCGACUCACAAUUUUUAUGGGGUAGUUCCUUAAUGAUUAUUCCUGUUUUAGAUGAGAUUUCUGAUAAAAAGCAAAAAAUUGAAUGUUACAUUCCAAAUGGAAAAUGGUAUAAUUAUUAUACAUUUAAACAAUUAGUUUCCAGUGGAGAAAAUUUUACUCUAGACGCUCCAUUGGAUACAAUUCCUUUAUUAAUAAGAGGAGGUUAUAUUUUACCAAUACAAAAACCCUCUCUAACAACUACGGCUAGUCGAAAAAAUAAUUUUGGUUUAUUAAUUGCAUUGAAUGAUAAAAAUACAGCUGAAGGUGAAUUAUAUUGGGAUGAUGGAGAUAGUUUAGAUUCAGUUCAAAAAAAGAAAUAUUAUUUGCUAAACUUUAGUGUGAACGAUAAUAAAUUUCGUUCAAAAAUUUCAAAUAAUGGCAUAUACAAAGAAAAAAUGACAUUAGGAGAAAUAAAAAUAAUGGGAAUAAACAUUGAAAAUAUAAAGCAUAUUUUAGUUAAUAAUGAAGAAAUUAAUAAAGAUCAAUUUUAUUACAAUAAAACAAAAUGCUAUUUAUUUAUCAAAAAUUUGAAUCUAAAUCUCAAAAAAGAAUUUACUUUAUCCUGGAUAGAUUCAUGAAUUAAUUAUUUAUAU
Molecule: messenger RNA, 6217 nt
Organism: Leptopilina boulardi
Lineage: Eukaryota; Metazoa; Arthropoda; Insecta; Hymenoptera; Figitidae
Product: maltase-glucoamylase-like
Exons: 26
Coding region: 311-6202 (1963 amino acids)
Biological process (GO): carbohydrate metabolic process
Molecular function (GO): alpha-1,4-glucosidase activity; carbohydrate binding
Source: RefSeq, a predicted model, not a curated record